ACAAGUCAACUUGUCAUUGAAUCCGGCGGCGGGCUAGAGACCGGUCGUAAACAUCGUUGUUAAGUUUUAUUAAUUAAUAAAUAACGGGGAUUACCAUUCAAAAUGAAAGGCGACAAAAAUGUGGACAUUCAAGCACUGAAAGACAUCGCCAAUAAGCUAAGGAUCGACAGUAUCGUCGCCACAAAUGCGUCCAAAUCGGGACACCCGACAUCAUGCGCGUCCAUGGCGGAGAUCAUGUCGGUGCUGUUCUUCCACACCAUGCGCUACAAGAUCUCGGCGCCGAAGGACCCCUCCGCCGACCGGUUCAUUCUCUCCAAGGGUCACGCAGCCCCCAUCCUGUACGCAGCGUGGGCUGAGGCCGGACUCUUCCCUGUUGAGGAGCUGAAGAACCUCCGCAAGCUGGACUCCGACCUGGAGGGCCACCCCACCCCCCGCCUGAACUUCGUAGAUGUGGGCACCGGCUCGCUCGGACAGGGGCUCGCCGUAGCCGCUGGUAUGGCCUACGUCGGCAAAUACUUCGACCAGGCGCCCUACAGAGUGUUCUGCCUGAUCGGUGACGGCGAGGCGGCCGAGGGCAGCGUGUGGGAAUCGCUACACUUCGCGAGCCACUACAAACUAGACAACCUCGUCGUCAUCUUUGACGUGAACCGUCUCGGACAGUCCGAGCCUACAUCGCUGCAACACAAGUUGGACGUAUACGACGCCCGCAUGAAAGCGUUCGGUCUCCACUCGCUGGUGGUGGACGGUCACGACGUGUCGGAGUUGGUGAAGGCGUUCGACGAGGCCGCGUCCGUGCAGGGCAAGCCCACCGCCAUCGUGGCCAAGACCUUCAAGGGCAGGGGCUUCCCCGGCAUCGAGGACCAGGACAACUGGCACGGAAAGGCGCUGGGCGCUGAGGGAGACAAGAUCAUCAAGCACCUGCAGUCGCAGAUCAAGAGCAGCACGAUCUCGCUGAAGCCGGCGGCGCCGCUGGCGGAGGCGCCGCGCGUGCACCUGGGCGACGUGACGCUGUCGGCGCCGCCCGCCUACUCGCGCGGGGACCAGGUGGCCACGCGCCUCGCCUACGGGACCGCGCUCAAGAAGAUCGCUGACACCAACAUGCGAGUUAUCGCUUUGGAUGGCGACACCAAGAACUCGACGUUCAGUGACAAGCUUCGCAAUGCCUAUCCUGAAAGAUACAUCGAGUGCUUCAUUGCCGAACAGAACCUGGUGGGUGUGGCCACGGGCGCCGCUUGUCGUGACCGCGCUAUCGUGUUCGCCUCCACCUUCGCCGCCUUCUUCACCAGGACCUUCGACCAGAUCCGCAUGGGCGCCAUCAGCCAGUCCAACAUCAACCUGGUGGGCUCUCACUGCGGCGUGAGUAUCGGUGAGGACGGGCCCUCGCAGAUGGGGCUCGAGGACCUCGCGCUGUUCCGCGCCGUGCCCUCCGCCACUGUCUUCUACCCCUCUGACGCUGUGUCGACAGAGCGCGCGGUGGAGCUGGCCGCCAACACGCGCGGCAUCUGCUACAUCCGCACGUCGCGGCCCAACACCAACAUCCUCUACGCCAACGACGAGGUCUUCAAGGUGGGCUCUGCCAAGAUCGUGAGACAGUCUCCCAAGGACAAGGUGCUGCUGAUAGGCGCCGGCGUCACGCUACACGAGGCGCUGCUGGCCGCCGACAAGCUCAAGGCUGAAGGUAUUGAGGCCCGCGUGAUGGACCCAUUCACGAUCAAGCCUCUGGACGAGGCGGCCGUGCAGCAGCACGCGAAGGCCGUCGGCGGCAGGGUCGUCGUCGUCGAGGACCACUACCAGGCCGGCGGCCUGGGCGAGGCGGUGCUGUCCGCCCUGGCCCUGCAGCGCGCCUCGCUGGUGCGGCACGUGUGCGUGCGCGCGCUGCCGCGCUCGGGGCCGCCGCAGGCGCUGCUCGACACGUUCGGCAUCUCCGCCGCGCACGUGACGCGCGCCGCGCACGCGCUGCUCGAGGCCUAGCCGCCGCACCACAGCGGUGCCCACACAGAACGACGGCCCUACAUCAUCUAAAUUAACAUUCCUAUAACAGCCAAACAUUCCGGCCAAAUUCUAUGGUCUACAUGGUCCAAUAUUCAUACAGCUCCCGUCAUUGUUUAACUAGUUCCUAAGCACAGCUCUGUCUUACGUCAAAAGAAACACGUAACAACGGAAUUACAAUUUAUUUUAGAGAUCUUUUCUAUACUUUUUAUAUGAUACAAGUUUAAAAUGUUGUAUUGUCUACUAGUGCCUUUUGUAAAGUGCUCUCGCACAAAGAGAGACGGGUGAUGCGUUUUAGAUGGAGUUUUUGAAGGUUUAGAGAUGUAAGGAUAUUAUAUAGUUAUUUUUUUAUGAGCACGUUGAAAGUUAUCAAAUAUUACUUUGUUGAUUGUCACCAAAUCGGUCAAACUGAAUCAAAUAAAUCAAAUUGUGUUUAUUUUACUGUAAGUAAAAUUGUUAAGUUUGUGCUCCAACAAGCACAGUUGAUUUGGAGAAAUGUCGCACAAACAGCCUACUUGUGCCGCUGUCCUCUCCGCGCAGCUGCAGUUGUGACUUUACACAUAUGCGGGGCUUCCUGGUUGUUGAAAUCAUACACGAUAUAGAUUUUGUUAAAUGUUUUAAUUGGUGUAUUACAUUCCUGUUUCCAUUUCCUUUUAUAUUUUUGUCAUGGAAUCAAGUGUUUUUCUUUGCAAUAAAGUUUAUUGUAUACAUAA
Messenger RNA from Trichoplusia ni (cabbage looper), 2702 nucleotides. RefSeq names its product transketolase-like protein 2. Gene Ontology annotation, molecular function: transketolase activity; thiamine pyrophosphate binding. The transcript is spliced from 13 exons. The record is from RefSeq and is a predicted model, not a curated record. The coding region runs from base 103 to 1971 and encodes 622 amino acids. Lineage: Eukaryota; Metazoa; Arthropoda; Insecta; Lepidoptera; Noctuidae.